Molecule: messenger RNA, 1776 nt
Organism: Symbiodinium sp. CCMP2592
Lineage: Eukaryota; Dinophyceae; Suessiales; Symbiodiniaceae
Source: the annotation of a GenBank genome assembly
AUGCAACCUCUGCGGGCCGUCGACGUUCAGACGCAACCAUGGAACACCCUAGGCACGUGCGUGUUUGAGAAGCAGAGAGACAGCAGGAUCAAAACCGCGCAGGGCACUUCUGUUCUGAAAUGGGCUUCCGUGGCGUCACCUCUGUUCGCCUCUACUUGGCGCUCCGGCGGCAGACGACCGGUCACAAGACAGCUGAGAGGAGCCGUGGUCAAGGAUGCGGUGGCAGCGGUGGAAUGUCUCCCCUUCUCGGAGCUUCCAUCCACUGCCCCGCCUCCGUUGGAGAAUGAAGGCGCCGCGGACAGGGUUCGACGCAUGAUUGCUGCCGACCCAUGCAACGAGGUCUUGGAUUUGACAGACAGGCAGGAGCCGCCCUUUUCUGACGAGGACUUGCGUGAGGCCUGGCACGAACUCCAGCUCGGUAAUGCAGACGAGGCACGGUCCCUCUUCGUCAGGGCUGUGCUAGCAGAUCCCAGUGACUCAGAAGCUUUAUUUUGCAUGGGCUUGCUUUAUGAAGCCUUACACGACUUGCGGCGUACCGUGGAGUGGAUGGACAUGGCCAUAGAAGAGUGCCCUGACCAUGUCUUUGCCUGGGAGACGCGAUCACGGUGCAUGGAGCAUCUGGGUCGUCUUGCUGAGUCCCUGGCAGGAUAUGAGCAACUGGAGAUGUUGGACGAAAGCGCCACAGGACGCCGGGAAGGCCUGCUUGGGCAUCAGCGUGUGUACAUCCUUCCGGUGGGAGCCUGGGAGGACGGCGCGGCGGGAUACAUCCAAAAGGCGGCGAAGAAGAUACCGCCUCGACCGCAGUGGCAGGAGAACUUCAUGUUUGCGGAGCCUCAGCCAGAUCUCCGGCAACCUGCACUGGAAUCCGGGAUAAUGGCCUGGGACAAUGUUUUGAGCAAGGAUUUGCUGCAAAGGCUCCAAGAUUGCGUGGAGGACCAUUUCCAGUUCAUCUUUACGAACCGGUGGGUGUAUGAGGCCGACGACGCGUUUGAGGGCGCAGCUUCGACCAUGUGGCUUCCGAGUUCUGAAGAUGCCAGGAGCGUGCCGGAAGUGGCUGCACUGACAAUUCUCCGACACAUUCUGAAUCAGGACCCGGCUGAAAUUGCCGGGGUGGAGUAUUGGGCUAGGGUUCGAUCUGUAAACCUAGGUGCAGGCUUUCACUAUGAUGAGGCCGUGGAUGCAGACGAUGCUAAUUCAGAGUGGGUUCACGGGAACCCGUGGCGACCUCAGUGGUCAAGUGUGUUCUACCUCACCGACGAAGGAGGUCCCACAGUUGUGUUGGACCAGCUCCAUGAUCAUCACGGACGGCUGGCACCCACCUUGCCCCGCAAGGGCUAUCUGUGCAUGCCUCGUGCAAACCGCUUGGUUCUGUUUCGUGCAGAUCUUCAUCACGGUAGCCUCCCUGUGGAUAUUUGGCUGGAUAGCGAGCAGACAAGGAGGGUCUUUGUCUUCAACUUUUGGCAUCGACACGUGCCGGAGCCGCCCCAUUGCCAGCGGCUGAAUUUACAGCAGCAUCCCGCCAUGCGGCGGCAUGUGCUCACGUCAGACGAGGCCGCCGCUCUGCAAGCUGUCGAGAGUAGCCGCUUCGAAGAUGACCGUGAUGGCCCUAGCCCUGUGCGACAGAAGGUCCUUUCCCGACCCGAGGAUCUGCCCCACAGCUCCGAUUUCGGAUACCUUCCACGGCCUCUGCCUAUGCCCACCAUGGCGGCGCUCAAGGAGGAGAGGCUCUUCUACGAAGUGGACUGGCCAGCUGCUGCACAAGCCGGCAGAGAAUAA